Messenger RNA from Petromyzon marinus (sea lamprey), 8096 nucleotides. Its product is annotated as serine/threonine-protein kinase DCLK3-like. Gene Ontology annotation, biological process: protein phosphorylation; intracellular signal transduction. Gene Ontology annotation, molecular function: ATP binding; protein kinase activity. Lineage: Eukaryota; Metazoa; Chordata; Hyperoartia; Petromyzontiformes; Petromyzontidae. The record is from RefSeq and is a predicted model, not a curated record.
CGGCGCAUUUAUUUAUUAUAGUUAUAAUUUAUUAUAGUUAUCGUCAUCAUCAUCGGCAGCAGCAUAAAUGCCAUUGGUAUUGGUAGAAUCAUCGUUAUCGUCGCAUUAUCACUGGGUGGGAGACAGUUGGCGUGUGUACAAGCAGAACAGGACGUUUUACUCGUAUUAGUCACUUUGAUUUUUAUUGGUACCGUACAGCGAAACCACAAUGUUAUGGGUAUUUUUAAAAUGACGACCAAUUAAAGAUGUCUGGGGAUGUUUUCUCUCCUUGUUCGUUGCCAAAAAAAACGAAUGUCCAAUUGUGGUCAGAUCUUGUGAUAUUCUCGGUCACAGAAAUUUAAACCGGCUGACAUUGAUUUAAACCAAGACACCAGGCCAACUCGGAGGACUCCAAUGCCUCUUAUUGUUCGAUGACGUUGCCCAUGACCAAAGAAUCCUCUAGGGGCUAAGAGCAUGCACAGCUGGACCAACUGUGAUUCCCAUCUGCCGCCAACACUCGAACACGUAUUAUGCGUUCUGAUUAUUAACCCUGAACAUUGAAACUAGCACACACAAACGUUUUCAUCUUGAGUAUGUAGUAUUCUUAUUGUAUCGCUUGUGUACUCAGGAAACACUCUUUUUCAAUAGGGUCUCGCCAAGUGUUCGCACUCAACCGGCAAUGUUGCUGCUGUGUAAUCCCCAUGGAAUCCUUUUGCAGUUAAAUUUUCAACAUUGAGAUUUUUGGCCAAUACCAGUUAUGAAGUGUGUUUUUUCUUCAUUUCACGGUAAAGCCUCGAUACCUUCAAGUCAUGAAGCAGCAUCUUUCUUUUUGUAUGCCUCUUGGCCUCUUUCCCAAGAGCCUGCCUUGCAGAAAUGUGUUUACCAAGCUCUCACCUCUGAGAAUGUGCCCAAUCAACAUUUAAUUUUUUUCUGGAUUGUUCCACUCACACUUGUCUCCUCCUGAACAUGCUCAAUAACGUCAUCAUUGACUCUUUCUUUCCAGACAACUGAUUUUCACUAUUUAAUUCCAUUAAACAAACAUACAUUUCAUGAGUGUUAGUCAGGGCUACGAGGUGGCCCCCCAGGUGGCAGUCCAGCAAGCAGCCACUGACCUGUCUGUAUAUAUUUAGCAUAAUUUAUUUGGAUAUAGUCCACGCUAUUACUGCAUUGUAAAAAUACCCAAUGUGGAAUUGACCCAACCAUCGCAAUGCAGUACACUCGUUAAGAGCCUUUAGAUUCAAUGAGGAAAUUCCUUGGUUGAUUAAGGUCAUUAUUAUUAUUAUCAAACUGGCGGAGAACAGUAGCGUGGUGGUUAUCGCGUUGCGCUAUGAACCCGACGACCUGAGUUCCAUUCCCGGCCAUGGCUAAGAUCAGUGGCGAGUAAAUAUCUAAAGUGAUCCUGGCCAUUCCGUUGACUAACCCGCACUGGACAGCGUGGUGAAGUACGGUCAAACAACCCCCACGAUUGAAAGGCUUGGGGAUGUCUUCAUCCGUCAGUGGGUUGGUAAUAAAAAAAGCUGUAUAUUAAUAUAUAGUAAUAUAUACUGUACUUCCUAUUAAACCAGCUAAUGUGGAAGCAUGAUUUUUUUUAUCUAUUAGUUUUUUUUUUGCUAGACAAAUAAAGGACUGUUGUAUUAUUACUAAACAAUAUGACCCCACCGAGAACACAAUGACCCCUGUGCAUAGUGGACGCUGUUCCUUUGCCGUUUUUCACUCCGCACACACAACAACAACAAAAGACGGACAGCCGGAGGAGCUGGCUCCGUAUGCGGCUCGGCACCAACCCGAGGUUGACAUCGAUUUUCCUGAGUCGAUUUGCGAAUCUGCAGCUGCUGCCACUGCUACUGCCGCACAGAUCUCUGCGCACGCGCCCAAACCGCCCGUCCCCACGUGGUGCAAUCGGCAACGUCCUCGUGCUUCGCACGGAGAGUGUGCACAAUUGUGACACCGUAACUGCUUGUCCAGGAGAUGAAGCAAUUUGCCUUUUCUGAUGCACCGCAUUGCAAAGUGCUGUCCCUCACUGCAAGUCACAAUCUGCUGCAUUUCCCAUUUUUCUGUCCGUUCCUUCCAAAAGUGGCCAUUUGCCUGUCACAUUAACUCAGUUGCAUGGCAGUGUGUGUCACUGACGGAGGUACGGAGGUGGUAAUGUUCUUUUUUCAGGUCAAGGAAUGUGUUGGUGAAUUUUUACUUUGGUAAAAGUUUACGCUUUCCAAGGCACUUGUGACGUUUCUUCAAUGCUUCACUCAACUUUCAAAGAGUAUUUCACACCCACGUAAACCUUUUUUUAACUGUGUUGUUACGAAGGAAAUGUGUUUUAUCAUCAAUAACGUCAUCAGCUGCAGCACUCUAUAUUCAGACAGCAUUGCCUGGUUAUUGUAUUGUUUCCGGGGAUAGCAGGCAGUCAUUAAAAUACUUUAAAUUAUAACAUCGCUUUCGCUAGCAAAGUAAAGUUGAUAUCAUGUUCCCUGUACAGUUAAAACAACGUUAUCAACAGAAUAUUAACUGAAAGAUUUAAGCCGAGCGGCGAAUGAGAGUAUGGGCCCGUGAUGACAUUUCUGGCUUGAUUCAUCAUCAUCGCAUGCGUGCGUGUGUGUGUGACGCUUGUGCCCCAUCCUGUGCCUCUGAACCGUGGUGAGAUCACACGGCCCAAGCACGCGUGGUGUCAAUCAAGAGGUCAUGUCACACCACCACCACCACCUCCUCUUCCAGGGCCGUGAUGCACACAACGCAGCCGCGGUCGGUGGCGCACACGGGAUAAACGAUUCAGAGGCGAAAAAAAUUCGGUGCCCUACCGCAAAAGAUAUGCAGAUGGUACACCCAAGGCCUACCGACAACCCCCAAUGCACUGUCUGAGAUGACACUUCGUGGAAUUCGGCACUGCGAUGAAGGACAGAGAUGCCCUCUGGAGGAGCGGUACAGCGACAGCUCCUGUCUCGCCAUCGAGAAUGGCACCAGCGACACGCGGCGCGCAACCAACGGCAUGCGGGCACCGUCUCCCCUGCCGCCCAGCAGCCGCGACACAUCCAACGUCAGCCCGUCGUACAGCCCGCCCGAGCGGGCCAGGAAGGGUCACUCCGAGGGACUGCUAAUUCGCAGGGCCGACCGCAGUCAGCGCCGCAGUUUCCACGGCCAGUCCGAGAACCAGGCCGCGGUGGUGGCGGCGGCUGCGGCCGCGGCCGCGGCGGCAGCGGCCAGGCCGAAGGUCGUGACCGUGGUCCGGGUUGGCGGCCGCCCCCCGCACCGCCGCAUCACCCUGCUGCUGAACCGGCGCUCGGUGCAGAGCUUCGAAGAGUUGGCGGUGGACAUCUCGGAGGCGCUGGGGAUCCAGCGCGUGCGGCGCCUGUUCACGCUGCGCGGGCGCGAGGCGCGCUCUAUCUCAGACUUCUUCCGCGGUGACGACGUGUUCCUGGCCACGCCGGGGAAAGACCCGCCCUCGUCGGAAGACGUACAGAGCAUCCUGGAGGAGCUGUUCCCGGAGAAUCCGUACGCGCAGCGGCUGGUCGUGCGCGAUAGUCCCAAGUCCCAGACGCUUGUCAAGAAGAGCCCCGAGCGACCGCUGAGGCCACGACGCAGGUCGCAUGACACGGGGCGCCUCCAGCCCGACGGGGAGUUUGACGACGAUGUCAGGACAGAGGUUUCCAGCCCCCGGGGCGCCGUGGCCCAGAGAGAUUACGUCGAGAGGCAGAAGGCCAAGGCUAGACAGGAGGAGAGGGACAAAGCGCACCGGUGGGAGCGCGAGCGCUGGGAGAGGGAGCAGAAAGAGGUGGAGCAGAAGCGGCUGGAGAGGCUGAAGGAGGCCACGCGGCAGGAGUCCCCCGAAGGCCUUCACGCCGUGGAGGAUGAAAAGAAGCCGGAGAAGCUCUGGGACCUUGACGAGGAGGUGAAGAAGAUGGAGAAGAGGAGGGAUCAGAAGAGGCGGAAGAAAGAGGAGGAGGAAAGAGAGCAAGAGAGGUCGCUUCUCGAAAGGGAGAGGAGGUGGCAGGAGUCGGAAGAAAAGAAGAGGGAAAGGAGGUAUUCUGAGAAGGAUCAAGGCAGGAGGACUCUGAAUGAGGCUGACGUAGACCGGCACAGGCGGAUCGUGAUGGACGACCGUGAACGAUUGCGACAAGAAGAGGAGGCUCGGAGGAGGAAAGAGGAGGAGCUCAAAAUAACGCAGGAUGAGCGCAAAUUGGAGGGUGACAGGAGACGGCUCGCGGAGAAGGAGAACGGCACGGAGGAGUACAUCAACGGGGACUUCGACAAGAGGGCACAGAGGCAGCAGAGGCAGGAGGAGAGCUCGGCGGACGACCGUGACAGGGCGAGGCCGAAACACAAAAGCAAGGACAGCGAGAGGAGGAGGAAGCAGAAGAAGCCGCCGGCCAACCAGCGGCCCGUCGUGACGCUCAGGGACAUCGAGAGCCGCUACGAGAUCGGCCGGACCAUCGGGGACGGCAACUUCGCCGUGGUCAAGGAGUGCCGGCGGCGCGUCGGCGGCGGCGUCGUCGGCGAGGGCCGCUCGACGCCGCCGGGCGAGUGGGACCUCGCCAUGAAGAUCGUCGACAAGUCCAAGCUGGCCGGGCGCGAGGAGAUGCUGGAGAACGAGGUGACGCUCACGGCGCGCCUGGGCCACCACCCCAACGUGGUGCGCCUGCUCGAGUCGCUGGAGACGCCCAGCCACGCGUACUUGGUGCUGGAGCGUGUGAGCGGCGGGGACCUCUUCGACGCCAUCACGGAGAGCGUGCGCUUCACCGAGCGCCACGCCGCCGCCAUGGUGGCCGACCUGUGCCGCGCGCUGCAGUACCUGCACGCCAACCUGGUGGUGCACCGCGACGUCAAGCCCGAGAACCUGCUGAUGCAGCGAAAGCUGGACGGCAGCACCAUGCUGAAGCUGGGCGACUUUGGGUUGGCGAUGGAGGUGAGGGGCCCCAUCUACACAGUGUGCGGGACACCGACGUACGUGGCGCCAGAAAUCCUGGCCGAGACAGGCUACGGGCUGGAGGUGGACAUGUGGGCGACAGGUGUCAUCACCUACAUCUUGCUGUGCGGCUUCCCGCCAUUCCGAAGCCUGGAACGAGACCAGGAGGAGCUCUUCGACACCAUCCAGCUCGGGGAGUUCUCGUUCUUGUCUCCGUACUGGGACCACAUCUCCGAGGCUGCCAAGGACCUGGUGAGCCGGAUGCUGGUGGUCGACACCAAGCGGCGCUUCACGGCACGCCAGGCACUGCAUCACCCGUGGGUGACAGGCGGCGGCGCUGGAGACGCCCCUGACCUCCACCGGGAGGUCACCAUGAACAUCCAGAGGCACUUCGCCGACCGCCGGCGUCCUCACCAGCAGCAGCAGUUCCAGAGGAUGCACCCGCACCACCAGCAGCAGCAGCAGCAGCACCGUACGCGCCCCACGUCCGUCAGCUCGGACGUAUGAGCGCGCCGUCGGCGCUGUUACUGCGGCAGUGGCAGACGUACACCGAUCGCGACGAGUGGGGAGGGGCUCGUGUGGAGCCGAGAAGAGCGGGCCCCGUUGCUUCAUCAAAGUCGUCCCCUCCUCCGUUGUUCCCCUACCCAUCGCUGCCACCCACAAUUGCAGCUGCAGCAGCACCAGCGCCACCAGAAACAUCACUAACAGCACCAUCCAUUGCCACCACCACCAGCACUUAAAAAAACCUCCCUAUGUGUGCUGCUUCUCACAGCCUUGGAAUUCCUAGGGGCCACGCGCUUACGGAACAUUUUCCCGCAAACAUCUUUUCUUCAAUCAAAGUGGUAAUUGGAGGUGUGGGACAGGGCUUACUUUUAGCUGGGUCUGUCUGGGUCAUUGAUCCGGAAAUGUUUUCCGUACCCAGCACACCGCAUGCAGUAUACCCCCCUUACUAUGGCUGUGGCUGCUAGUCACGUGCCUCCAACUCCAGUCUACCUGCGACCCGGACAGUAUUCAGUGAGAAAUUAAGCCCUGGGUAUGGAAACCUCGAUCUUUUUUGGUCUGUGUAAGGGAAUUCCUAUUGUGUUGUGUUAACCAUGCGCAAAUAAUGGCAAUGAUAAUAAUUAUAAACCCUGCAAUUGCAGCAUCGCUCCACAACAAUUGCUGAAAAUCUCGUGCAGGCCACACAACGUUGAAAAAAACUUCCCUAUUUACCAUAAAACAGUCGCUAAUUUUAAUUCACACUUCUUAAAGAUGUUUGGCGAGACAUCUCACGAGUUGGCGGAGGGCCGCUAGAGGCUGCAGCAUCGCUCGAGGUGUUUUUUCUUGCCCCAUUUCGGUCCGCCAAGACGGAGAUCUGCCCGCGGCUAACGUGGCCCCCGGCCAGCAUUGGAUUCGCACCCAUCAACACCAAAAUGUUCGUCAAUUUACAAAUGGCAAGGUAUAAUUCCUCCAGCGUGCAUUUGCACACGUGCAGAAUGCCUAUUCACCGGGCUUAAUUCGCCAAUGAGCCCAGCACUCGUCACGAAGAGACUUUUUCAUUGAAAGGGAAGGAUGCGUUCCGCACCUGCGCUUGCUGAGCGCUGAAAUCUUUCUGCAGACGUUAAGAAAAAGAAAAACCUCAUCUCGUCCGUGUGGCUUUUGUAUAAGCAGGGUUAUUCAUCGAUUAUAAUUGUGUUCAAUCGUAGUUUUCGCUAAAUCUAUGAUCAAUUUGCCAAAAUCGUGGUGUCGAUGAUUGCAAUCCAGUUCAGUUUUAGUUAACGAUCGAAACGACAGCCUCGCGAGCGAAUCUUCAAACCACGCGGCGCGUUCCAACGUGCUCGGUGGGCAGGGUUCAUCGGUCACCUCCUGGUUCAUUUGAACAGACACGGAGACACGCACGCAUGCACAGGGUUGGACUUUAAUUGUGAGGCAAUCCGAAAUGUGGGGCAAAGCUGAUGACUUGUAAACGAUCUUGAAUAUGAUUCUCGAUAACGCAAAAAAACUGAAAUGAACAAACGUGUUUGUAAGAGACGCACACGGCUGUGAGUAGCGUAGCCACGGGGAGGGCCUCUCCUGUUGUGGGUCCGACGCCUGCUUCCGGAAUCUUCCACUCUCGCUCCGCCACUACGACCCAAAACCACUUCAUCCACACACCCGCUCGCCGACUAUGAUUUGUAAUUCAAGUUUAUUUAACAUUGUACAUUUGAUUCAGGAUUCCCCCAUUCAGGUCCAAGCCAAGAGAUCGGUUUAUAGAAUGUGUUAGGGUUCUGUAAAUAAUGAACCCGAAUAUAAAUAAGUUGCCGAACCCAAAUAAAUGAUGGACGCGCAAAGUUUAAAAAAAUUAUAGUAUAUAUAAAGAGUAUAUGCUGCUCAAAAUGGACAAACCAAAUUCCAGUGAGCGGAAUGUUUUAAUUUAGUUUCUGUUUUAAUACGUUUUCAGUAUUUUCGUGUUAUAGUUAAAACUUUUAAAUAUUUUCGAUCGAAGUUUUGACCUUUGGAAUGUUACAGUUGGAAGUGUAAUAAAGUAUAGUAUAUAUAUUUUAGCAGUGUUUAUUCAAUUACUGGAACAAAUAUUUUAAGGGACCUCCCAGCUGUACUCGCAUUGCCCCGUUGCUAAGGACAAUGGAUUUUAUGCUGACAAUGGCUUUACGCUGAACCAAUCGGUAAGAAGAAUUGUGGUUUACAGCUUGAUUUACCCUAACCCUUUAUGCACUGGAACAAUCACGUUAUGAUCGGUCAUGGUAUUUCUCUCAGCUACUUCGGACUGUCGUGCUAUAAUUCAGGAUGUAUAUUAAAUGAAGACAAUGACAGUGACGAUGGCGUGAGAAGUGAUGACGGAUGGUGAUGGUGUUGAUGGUGACGACAUUGUGAAGAGUAAACAGUGAUGAUGAUGAUGAUAAAAGGCACUUAAAUUGUGUUUAAUGUCGCAUUAAAUGCAUCUUGUAUUUGCAUCACGUUUUACUGACAUACUUAGCCUCUUGAUUGCCGACUCGUGUUUGGUGAUGGUUUAUUCAUCAUGUAUUGUAUCGACGACAAAAAAAGAAACUAGUUAUUUAUUCUUGAUUAUGGGCCAGUGUUUUGGAAAGGCGUAGCAUAUUACUCUGUAUGACAAAAAAAGAUUAUCUAUGGUAAUUGUUGUCAUGUAAAGUUUAUUACGAGUAUGCCAAUUUUCUUAAGUGUUGAGAGUGAUGUAACAAUUGGUGUUUCUAAUAAACAUAAUUUGCACUGAAUUUAAGUCAUCGUA